Messenger RNA from Tachyglossus aculeatus (Australian echidna), 1183 nucleotides. Its product is annotated as aquaporin-2-like. The record is from RefSeq and is a predicted model, not a curated record. Gene Ontology annotation, biological process: transmembrane transport. Bases 1 to 1098 code for a protein of 365 amino acids. The transcript is spliced from 6 exons. Gene Ontology annotation, cellular component: plasma membrane. Gene Ontology annotation, molecular function: water channel activity. Lineage: Eukaryota; Metazoa; Chordata; Mammalia; Monotremata; Tachyglossidae.
AUGCUGGGAGGACAGGCCACCUUUGAGCUGCGCUUUGUGCUGCUAAAGCCCCGCCACAAUGGGCCCGGGUUGGGUUCGGAUCUCUGCCCGAGGGGCUGGUGGUUUGCUGAGCAGGCAGUGGCCCUGGGAGCAGGUGGACUCCUCGGGGCCAGCGCUGGCCACGUCAGCCCUUCGCCCAUCUCCCACCUGGUUCCUCUUGGACCCCAGCCCAGGGCCCAAGACCUCCCCUCCUCCAGUGCCAGCUCCAGCAGGGUGAUGGCUAGCUGGGAGGGCCUACGAAGCUGCCGGCUCUGGCGGGCCGUGCUGGCCGAGGUGGUGGGCACCUUUGUGUUUGUGGGGGUGGUUCUGGGCGCCUCUUGCCCCACGGGGGGGUCCCCAGCUCUGCCCCCGCCCACCCUUCAGCCGGCCCUGGCCGCAGGACUGGCUGGGGUGGGGCUGGCGCAGAGCUUUGGGGAGGUAAGUGGAGCCCAGGUCAAUCCGGCCCUGACCUUGGCCUUGGCCCUGACCCGCCGGCUGGACCUGCUGAGUGCCACCACCUACGUCCUGGCCCAGAGCCUGGGCGCUGUCCUAGCUUCCGCCGCCUUCUACCUGGCACUGCCCCGCUCUGCCACCGCCCAGCUGGUCACCCUGGUGAGCAGUGAGGCCCAGGCCGGGCAGGCCCUGGGCAUGGAGAUCUUCUCCACCUUCCAGCUGGCUCUCACCACCUUCGCCACGGCUGACCAGCGGCGGCGGGAGACAGGCCAACUGGGCAGCCUGGCCGUGGGCUUCUCGGUGACCGCCGGGGCCCUGGCGGCGGGACCAUUCUCCGGAGGCAGCAUGAACCCUGCCCGCUCUCUGGGGCCUGCUGUGGUGACUGGCAUCUGGGACUGCCACUGGGUGUACUGGCUGGGCCCAGCCUUAGGGGCCACCGUUGGCGGCCUCUGCUACGAACUCCUCUUCUCCUCCGGGGCCUCGAGGGAGAAGCUGGUGGCCUGGGUCGCCUGCCGAGAUGUGGAGAUGGUGGAAGCCGCCAGCGGGUCCCGCUCCUCCCUCUCUGCCCCUGCCGCUCAGGUCCCCCCGCCACGCCCCAGCCUCCCCACCAAGUCUGAACGCAGCUGAGCCCUCACCCCUGCACACUGCCCUGGUGGCCCCCACCCACCCCAUCCGUUGUCCCGAGGGUCUCCACAUCCCUAGUUCACUGCCC